This is a messenger RNA of Drosophila willistoni, 353 nucleotides long. RefSeq lists its product as uncharacterized. The transcript is spliced from 2 exons. The record is from RefSeq and is a predicted model, not a curated record. NCBI's taxonomy places the organism in Eukaryota, Metazoa, Arthropoda, Insecta, Diptera, Drosophilidae. The coding region runs from base 46 to 270 and encodes 74 amino acids.
GUUCAUUUGGCAUUACAGCAAAUUCGGCAAUUGCAGUGAAAGGCAAUGAAGAACAUUUUGAUUUCAGUUUUCGUGAUCUUUGUAGCGGCCAUCACUUUGAUUUUGGCAAUGCCUCAACAUGGCUCAAUAAACGGACCCAGUGGGCGCUUUGCCAUGACUCAAAACUGGGCAUCACCUCCCGUCGAUUUGUCCCAGCCAAUAGUAUUUUUGCGUGAGGCUACACCCAUACAUGAGGAGAACCAGGAGACCGGCCGGAACACGAAGGCAUAGACCAAAAACUAGGAGAUUAAGCCAUUUUAAUUAGAUAGUUAAACAACCCAAACAAAAAACUGGUUGCUCGAUCCUAAUGAAUA